Molecule: messenger RNA, 519 nt
Organism: Pisolithus orientalis
Lineage: Eukaryota; Fungi; Basidiomycota; Agaricomycetes; Boletales; Pisolithaceae
Exons: 2
Source: RefSeq, a predicted model, not a curated record
CUCGAGGUUGGAAGCCUUCCUGGGCUACAAGUUUUCGAUGGAAAACUCAUGGCUGCAGAACACACCAUGUUUGUCACGACAUCCAUCACGCAUCUGCAAAUCACGUUGGACACGAAUUCCAAGCCGGACUUUUUGGCAUUCAUUCCAAAACCUGUACGCCUUGCAUCUCUUGGUGCUCUAGGUGUACUCCACCUCUCAGAGCGUUUGACCGUACGAGUCCUUCCGUUAAUUGCAGCUACGUGCUGUUGCCUCGUUAUUUGUGGUAUUAUCUCCUUGCCAUUGCGAAGGCCUAACCUUCGGAUACUAGAGGCUAACAUAGCCGCAUGGACGCUACAACCUUCGGGAACACAGCAACGCAUCCUCGCCUCUGAGAUCCGUGUUUAUUAUCCUUUCAUGGAGUACGUAUGUUUCAGGACAGGUGGCGGUCGAACGCUCUGGAUCCCGGACGGAAAUGAUUGGAGCCACCAUUUGGACAAUGGUCAUCACACCCCACUGGAUGCUCUCUGGAAAGCUAGAUGA